AUGGCUGAUAACAACGAUGACAACGACGAUGGUGCCAAGUUAGGAGAGAGCGAGGCAGUGAAAUUAGUUGGCGGAUCUCAAGUAGGAACGCCAUUGGCCAAUGUGAAAUUAGUCAAGGAGCUAUUGCAGUCUGGAACCGCUUUAAAUUCGGAUGCAAACAAUCAAGUACCUUUGAUAGCAAACGAUCAAAGUUUAUUACAAAAGAGUCCACCGUUAGUACAGACCACAAUGAUACAACCACAACAGCUUGUACAACAACAAUUACUACAGCAACAGCAACAACAACAACAAUAUCAAAAACAACAACAACAGAACCUCAACAGCAUUUUACCACAACUAACUUCAUCAGAAAUGCCACUUAGUGGCAACCAGAAACUUACACCACCACUGCUUAAAAGUGCUUCGAUAAAUCCAUCUUUAACAAAUGAAGAUGCGUCAACUGAAAGUCUCUUAACUCUUCCGUCCGUAGCCUUCAACCCUUCCUCAUUAAGCCAAGCUCUGUUGGGAACUGAAAAAGUUCAGCGACAACAGGCUGGAAAAGCGGAAAACGUGCAUAGGCUUAGCCUGGAGAAUGGGCCUGGACCAAGUUCACCUCUGUUUGGCGCCCUGUCAACACUUCCGGUUCAAGAUUCGUACUCCACCAAUAAAAUUGCUUCUUCCCACGAAAACGCAGGAUUGACGUCAUCACGUCCGUUAGUGUCACCUCCGGUCGCAGACGUUUUCAAGGCAACCCAGUUCCAGUCCCCCAUGGAGCUGUCUCAGUUUCAAUUCCCCAUGGAUCUUGACUCUCCAGCUCGAAAGACCAACUGGUUUGGUUUCCCGCCGGCAGGUGUGGCCAAUAAAAAGUCGCCUUUCGAAGAAUACAAGUAUGAUUUCAACGAUAAAGAAGGUAAUUUGAAAGAUAUAGUUCUUUUACCCAGAGGAGUAAGGGACUACCUGCCUAAAAUUUAGAUGAUUUAGACAAUUAACCACCUACAGGGACGUUGUCUCUUGGGGAUGUGGGGUGUGUAACCUCUCCCCUCUCUGGUCAAAGUUGCAGAUCAAACUUGGCAAAAGUUUGUUAAAGUUUGGGAACAAAAUUGGUAAAAUUUGGUCAAAGUUUGAAAUAAGACACCGUCGACAACAUACUUGGACGAAAAUUUUUUAGGAGUUGGUCAAAAUUCUAUAGGAAAAUUUGGUUAAAACAAGACGACAUCCCUAUCCUCCCCGCUCACUCCAAAAUGUUGACGCCUUCGCGACGUCUCUGACAACCUAACAAACGAAACUGAUUCCUCGAAAAUGUUAACUUUUGUGCUUUAGCUGAAGUAGAAAACAUGUCCUUGGGGGCAGUGGCUUGUUUUAUCAAUGUUGUAAUAGGUAUCAAUGUACGUACAUCAUAAUGUGCAUAAGAAGCCAUCAUAAAAUUAAAUUUUGUGUGAUUAGAGUAGCAUAAGGCGGACCAAACUGCCUUGUCUGUUCAAGGAAGGUUUGAAUUUGGAAAUGAGAAUUAGUAUGACUUUAAAAUUCGUUCAUCUUAUAAGAGGAAACGUCAAUUUAUAAAUAAAUAUUUUGUAAAUUUUAAUUUCGUGGUGAUUCUUUUACGCACACUAUGUUGGGCUUAAUAAGAUCACGAUUUCCGACUGAUUCAUCUUUCACAACUAUUUUCAGACAUUAUUCUUUAUUUUCAGGACCAUUUGUAAUGGCAUGCAAGGAUCUUUCGGAUGAAUGCGGUUCCUACGCGACCGAGGGAGGUUGUGACGAUUUCGCUCCACUCUCGUCAAUCGGAGAGAUAAAGACAAUGUGUAAGAAGUCAUGUGGAUUUUGUGGAUC
Paramuricea clavata is the source of this 1809-nucleotide messenger RNA. The record is from the annotation of a GenBank genome assembly. Lineage: Eukaryota; Metazoa; Cnidaria; Anthozoa; Malacalcyonacea; Plexauridae.